AUGUCAGCUCAAGCAGGUCCAUCCAAAAAGCGCCCGGUCAUCGUCGAGGAGGAUGCGACGAAAUUACAAUUCGGAGAAUUCGCAGAUGGCGAAGCUCUGACGGUGAUGGAAGUCCAACUGUUAUUAGCGGCCACGAGGAACGCACCGGGAGCACCAAAAGCACCAGAUAACAAGGUGUAUAAAUUGACGAGCGAAUACGUCAGCGAGUUCUCCAAUGCAGCGUCAGACGUUGUGGAUAGUAUGAGAACAGCUCUGAUGGCACAUACUCAGUUCCUCAACAAGUUCGAGGUCGCGCAGAUUUUGUAUCUGAGGCCUGAGUCCGUCGAGGUCGCCGUGGCGUUAAUACCAAGUCUGGAUAGGCAUAUGGGUCAGGACGACACGACCGAGACGCUCUCGCAGAUUUUGGAGGAUGUCAGGGGGAUAGCGAGAUACGGAGGCAGGCCAUAG
Dioszegia hungarica is the source of this 447-nucleotide messenger RNA. RefSeq names its product HRDC-like protein. Bases 1 to 447 code for a protein of 148 amino acids. The transcript has 6 exons. Lineage: Eukaryota; Fungi; Basidiomycota; Tremellomycetes; Tremellales; Bulleribasidiaceae. Gene Ontology annotation, molecular function: nucleotide binding; translation initiation factor binding. Gene Ontology annotation, biological process: transcription initiation at RNA polymerase II promoter; nuclear-transcribed mRNA catabolic process, deadenylation-dependent decay; positive regulation of translational initiation. The record is from RefSeq and is a predicted model, not a curated record. Gene Ontology annotation, cellular component: P-body; RNA polymerase II, core complex.